Molecule: messenger RNA, 1838 nt
Organism: Neogale vison (American mink)
Lineage: Eukaryota; Metazoa; Chordata; Mammalia; Carnivora; Mustelidae
Gene: EVL
Product: Enah/Vasp-like
Exons: 14
Coding region: 133-1404 (423 amino acids)
Biological process (GO): actin polymerization or depolymerization; protein homotetramerization; positive regulation of actin filament polymerization
Cellular component (GO): cytoskeleton
Molecular function (GO): SH3 domain binding; profilin binding; actin binding
Source: RefSeq, a predicted model, not a curated record
UUCAGAAUAUUGGGGGGGUGUGGAAACCCCGCCUCUUUUUCCUGCACUUUGCACCAUCUGACUGACUAAAUGGUUGUCCUCCGAACCAAAAAGGCUACCAGACAAUCCAAGGAAAUUGUCUCUGACUAGGUCAUGUUUGCAUUUGAAGAAUUCAGCGAACAGAGUAUCUGCCAAGCCCGGGCUUCCGUGAUGGUCUACGAUGACACCAGUAAGAAAUGGGUACCGAUCAAACCCGGCCAGCAGGGAUUCAGCCGCAUCAACAUCUACCACAACACCGCCAGCAACACCUUCAGAGUGGUCGGGGUCAAGCUUCAGGAUCAGCAGGUUGUGAUCAAUUAUUCAAUCGUGAAAGGGCUGAAGUACAAUCAGGCAACGCCGACCUUCCACCAGUGGCGAGAUGCCCGCCAGGUCUACGGCUUGAACUUUGCAAGUAAGGAAGAGGCAACCACGUUCUCCAAUGCCAUGCUGUUCGCCCUGAACAUCAUGAAUUCCCAAGAAGGAGGCCCCUCCACACAGCGUCAGGUGCAGAAUGGCCCCUCUCCUGAAGAGAUGGACAUCCAGAGAAGACAAGUGAUGGAGCAGCAGCACCAGCAGCAGCGGCAGGAGUCUCUGGAGAGAAGAACCUCGGCCGCAGGACCCAUCCUCCCACCGGGGCACCCCUCCUCUGCAGCCAGCGCCCCCCUCUCGUGUAGCGGACCCCCACCCCCUCCCCCACCCCCUGUCCCGCCUCCCCCCACGGGGUCCACCCCCCCGCCCCCACCCCCACUGCCAGCCGGAGGAGCCCAGGGCGCCAGCCACGACGAGAGCUCCGUGUCCGGACUGGCUGCUGCCUUGGCUGGGGCCAAGCUGAGGAGAGUCCAGCGGCCAGAAGAUGCGUCCGGAGGCUCCAGUCCCAGCGGGACCUCCAAGUCUGACACCAACCGCGCGAGCAGUGGGGGUGGUGGAGGAGGCCUCAUGGAGGAAAUGAACAAGCUGCUGGCCAAGAGGAGAAAAGCAGCCUCCCAGACAGACAGGCCGGCGGAUAAAAAGGAAGAUGAAAGCCAAGCGGAAGAGCCGAGCACCUCUCCAUCCCCGGGGACCCGAGCAGCCAGCCAGCCACCUAACUCCUCAGAGCCUGGCCGGAAGCCCUGGGAGCGGAGCAACUCGGUGGAGAAACCCGUGUCCUCGUUACUGUCCAGAACCCCGUCUGUGGCCAAGAGCCCCGAAGCUAAGAGCCCCCUUCAGGCGCAGCCUCAUGCUAGGAUGAAGCCAGUGGGGAGCGUGAAUGAUGUGGCCCUGGAUGCCUUAGACUUGGACCGGAUGAAACAGGAGAUCCUCGAGGAGGUGGUCCGAGAGCUCCACAAAGUGAAGGAAGAAAUCAUCGAUGCCAUCCGGCAGGAGCUGAGCGGGAUCAGCACCUCCUAGGGCCACCGCCCGAGACCACAGGCCCACUGCCGGCGGGGGACAGCGAGGAGCCCGGCCGGCCCCAGGCCUGCAGCACACGCGCACGCACUGAAGCCGGGACGUGCUCCGUUCAAACGUCUUAACCUGUGAUAAAAUAUUAAAAUGAGGAAACAAGUUCAAUUUCUGGAUUUUUUUAGAUUCUACCUGACACAGAACACCAGGUCUACUCGCCUUUUUUGUAUUUUAUAUUUGCCUAUUGAAGUGUACAUUUCUUUUGGUUUAUAGAGGACUCCCCAGAUCACGCGCUUCGUUAGACGGUUUCCGAGUUUUCUCCUAGGUGAUGCUCUUAGCAGCUUGGCUGGCAGGGGCAAGCGGUCCCCAGCGUCGUGGUGGUCACGUCCGUCCACGCACCGCGGUGUCUGUAUCCACGUGGUAAUAAACGCUUUCUGUCCACA